Molecule: messenger RNA, 708 nt
Organism: Penicillium nucicola
Lineage: Eukaryota; Fungi; Ascomycota; Eurotiomycetes; Eurotiales; Aspergillaceae
Exons: 2
Coding region: 1-708 (235 amino acids)
Source: RefSeq, a predicted model, not a curated record
AUGCCCGAUCUACCAGAUCACUGGAAAACGGAGUUAAUCGUCAUCCCGAUCGUCGCGUCUGUUACUGCGACUGCGGUCUAUUUCUUGCGAAUUUACUGCCGAAUCAAAGUGCUUCAUGGGUUGCGGAUAGAAGACAUAUUGAUGGGGGCGGGUCUCAUCUGCACCUAUGGCGUAGCGACCUGCAUAGUAUACUGUAAGCUUAUCCCUGCGUUGACCGCAGAGCACAGUGUUUCUGACUUAUUUUGUAUAGCUGCAUUCCAUGGAAUCACACGUGGGAAGAGCAUUUGGAGCUUGCCAGCAGAAGAUCGAUUGAAAGUUACGUUAGCCAACUGGAUACUGACACACUUUUGGCCCUUGUCUCAGAUGUUUGUGAAGGUGUCUAUCGUCCUGCUACUUCGCAAGCUGCUCGGCACCGUGAACUGGUUUCGAUGGGCUGCUACUGGGGUCAUUAUCUUCGUCAUUGCGUGGGCUAUCACAGCUGUCAUUGGUAAUACCUUCCAAUGCUGGCCCGUGCAGUAUUUCUGGGACCAAACUAUCAAGGGUCACUGUAUGGAUGGGCAAACAAUAUUUUUUGUUAUCAUCGGCAGCCUAUCGACGACGGAGAAUUUCGUAAUUGUUCUACUGCCUCUUCCGGUGGUCUGGAGACUCCAAAUGCCUUUGGAAGAGAAGAUUGAACUGACGAUUUUAUUUACAGCGGGAAGCAUGUGA